Messenger RNA from Notolabrus celidotus (New Zealand spotty), 3789 nucleotides. It is a transcript of the gene vps26a, whose product is annotated as VPS26, retromer complex component A. Lineage: Eukaryota; Metazoa; Chordata; Actinopteri; Labriformes; Labridae. The record is from RefSeq and is a predicted model, not a curated record. The transcript has 9 exons. Bases 195 to 1181 code for a protein of 328 amino acids. Gene Ontology annotation, cellular component: retromer complex; endosome. Gene Ontology annotation, biological process: intracellular protein transport; retrograde transport, endosome to Golgi.
CACGCGCGCGCGCGCGCGCACACACACACACACACACACACACACACACACACACACACACACACACACACACACACACACACACACGUGACCUGGGUCACAUGACGCUGAGGCUUGAUACUACCUCCUGGUUCAGACAGACAGGCUACACGGAGCGAGGCUAGCUGUUAGCUUCAACUGUCCACACAGCAAACAUGAGUUUCCUAGGGGGUUUGUUUGGGCCGGUGUGUGAGAUAGAUGUCCUGCUGAACGACGCAGAAAACAGAAAGACAGCCGAGCUGAAAACAGAAGAAGGAAAAGUGGAGAAACACUACCUUUUCUACGAUGGAGAGUCUGUGUCUGGCAAGGUGAAUCUGAAUGUGAAGCAGGGGGGGAAGCGCUUAGAGCAUCAAGGCAUUCGCAUCGAGUUUGUCGGACAGAUAGAGCUUUUUUCUGACAAGAGCAACACCCAUGAGUUUGUGGACUUGGUGAAAGAGUUGGCCCUACCCGGAGAACUUGCCCAGAACAGGAGCUACGACUUUGAGUUCAUGCAGGUGGAGAAGCCUUACGAGUCCUACACCGGAGCCAAUGUUAGGCUAAGGUAUUUCCUCCGGGUGACAAUAGUCCGUCGUCUGUCUGACUUAGUGAAAGAGUACGAGCUGAUUGUCCACCAGUUAGCCACCUACCCAGACGUCAACAACUCGAUCAAGAUGGAGGUCGGAAUAGAAGACUGUCUGCACAUUGAGUUUGAGUACAACAAAUCAAAAUAUCAUCUGAAGGACGUGAUUGUUGGGAAGAUCUACUUCCUGCUGGUCAGGAUCAAGAUCCAACACAUGGAGCUGCAGCUAAUCAAGAAGGAGAUAACAGGCAUAGGUCCCAGUACUACCACUGAAACGGAGACAGUUGCAAAGUAUGAGAUCAUGGAUGGUGCUCCAGUUAAAGGAGAAUCAAUCCCCAUCAGACUGUUUCUUGCAGGAUAUGACUUGACACCCACCAUGAGGGACGUCAACAAGAAGUUUUCUGUACGUUACUUCCUUAAUCUGGUGUUGGUGGAUGAAGAGGACAGAAGAUACUUUAAACAGCAGGAGAUUGUUUUGUGGAGAAAAGCUCCAGAGAAGAUGAGGAAAAGAAACUUUCAUCAGCGCUACGAGUCUCCGGAGCCCCGACCCCAGCCGGUUACUGCAGAGCAACCAGAGAUGUGAGGGCGAUGCAAUGAACUGAAACUACACACAGACACACCGCAACUCUUCACUGCUGAACAGCCAGAGGUGUGAGGGACGCCUCACCCUCUCCCUGGACUGAGAACUGUCUGUAUACAUGAACACACAUAACACACCUUCAGACACUCACCACCCUUUCCUCUCCUCACCGCUUCACAGCUUCAGGUGUGAGCUGUCCAACUGUUGUCACUCUGGCCUGCAGGACUCAUACACUCUCACAUACAGACGCACAAAAAUCCAAUUCAGGAAUACAAUCCAAGGAGGAGUACUGAAUUUCGAGGCAAAUCAAACCAAUCUAUGUCUGGACCCGUGAGGCAGCCUAUUUGACCCCAGCAUCUCCGACUGUAAACACGCAAACACAAGUGAAGCCAAAAAGAUUUAGAUGGAGUUUCCUGAAUGCAAAAUAAAGCAGAAGCUUAACUGAAAAGGAAAUAAGAGACUGCCACAGACCUCCACCACACUGAGUAUCCCCAUCAGGAGCUUUAUUUUGCGUUUUUGGACAGCAGUUCUCCAGGGCUCCAGCAUCCUCCCUCUCACAACUGUUAUAAAAUGAUGUUCUGUGGAAUGAAGCAACAAUCGGAAGUUCAAGACGUGUGAACAUCAGCCUGAAUGAAAGCAACUAAGCAAUGAGUCCAAACGCACACUCUGUGUUUAUUCACAAUUCACUGAGUUUAGGCUGUGAUGAUGCAAGAGGCUGCUGUUUGCUUCAUGGAGCAGUGCAACAAAUAUGGGUCUAUACAUGAAUUCAACCCUGUGUUUCAUCUUCUCAUAUGCUCCAGUCCACAUCUCAUCAUUAACCUGAAUCAUUGAGGUACAUGGACUUGAUCAUUUCAAUGUUAUUUAAGACAUACCGGUAUUUAAUUGUGUAAAAAUCCUCGAGAGCUUCUACUUCUAGUUAUUUUCAGGAUCUAUCAAUCUGUACACUUCCAGUAAAUAAUUAUUAUCUAGCCUACAGCAUGACAGAAAAAUGUGAAAUGGGUCCAUCACAGUUUUGUUAAACUAAAGAAGACAUCUGCUCAGACCAGCUGCCUUAAAAACAAGUUUAAAAGAUUUCAAUGAGAUGAUGGAGAGCUACGCACAAAAAACUCACAUGAAAGAAACAAAAUUACAGUUAUUUAAAAGAAAAACAACUGACCUUUCAAGGAAUCAGCUCACUGUAGCAGCUUACAUAGAGUCAAUGAUCCUGAAAGAUUUUUGAGCUCAACCGUUAAGAUGAAUAUUGGAUUUACUUUCUCCACAUGGCAUUUUGACGACCUUUAAAGUGCUAAUUAUUUAUGACUAAUUGUGGUCAAUAGAAAGCUUUUUGGUCUGCUGAAGGUAUCAGUUUAUCCAAAAUGUGUUAGCCAAGUAUGAGGCCAAUGUAAAUGUACAAGGGUUUUGAUUUCAGUUGUAUUAACACUACACAUGGAUCUCAUUGACCCUUACUGUGUUGGGGUGAAGAAAGAAAUUGAGAAGAGAGUGAGAGAGAAAUGUCUCAACUUGGAUUUGUUAAUUCUGUAUUGCUAUAAAAAUAUAUUUAUUUAUAAUUUUGGUGAACUAAACCUUUAUAAGUUCAUCAUAUAUAUCUGGUGUAGUUUUUCCCAUGUCACAAAGUCAUGGCUUAAAAAUGUAGACAAAAUGAGUAAGCUAAUGGUGACAUAUAUGUGGUUUCUUUAAGCAUUUCAAAGGGUUCAAUGGAAAAAUGUUUUAAAGCUUGCCUUGGUCAGCAAACUUUUGUUGUCAAACACUUCUUUGACAGUAUGCAGCUUUUUUUUCUGUAUGUUUGAUUAAAACACAAAUGUCACUAAAGUGCUCGUAUCUGCUGUUGUAAGCACUGCUGAGGAUGCAGAAUCAAACACUGUAAGGUCAACAUUAAUCCACUGUGAUUCUCAGACUGGCAGUGUAGGUCCUGUUUUGAAGACACACAUAUGUACACACAGUGUAGUGAUGCAACUUUUGUGUGUUUUGUGUUGGUUGAAUUUGCCCAUAAGCUGUUACCUGUGGCCAGUUUUGCACUUUCCCCUGAGAUGCUUCACAUGGUUUAAAAAGGGGCAUGAAAGCUGAAACCUAUCAUCACUCAAGGACUACUCACCUCAGAGAUCUCCUGUGUCUGUAGAGAGAACAUACUGUCAUUUGUAAAUCACUACGAGUUUUAAUUGAACUUAAGUACCACUUUUUUUUUUUCUUUCUCUCGUGAAAGUGGAGCUGUCAUGUUACAUUUUAUUUCAUGAACCUCUGAACACAUCUACUGUUACAGGUUUAUGUUUUGACCCUGCACACUUUUUUUUUCUCUUGUUUGGAAGCUUUGUUAUUUAUUUUCUAGGAAUGGUCCUUAGUUUCCCCGUCAGACACAUUGUCCAUGUCUCUGAAGACUGUACAUGAACGGUUUGUUUGGUGUCCUUCAGAUACCUCUCCAUGGUAAUGAAGGAACACUGAGAUGUCAGAUGUCUGCCCCCAUCUCAUCCCCUGCAUGUCAAUCUUUUCACAAUGUUCAAUCAUGCCAUCAAUGUGUAUGUGUGUGUGUGCGUGUAUGAUAAUAUGUAUAUAUACACCGAACCCAAAUAUAUAGCUCAAAAUGAAUCCUGAAUAAAGCAAAUUUAUACUGAACACA